This is a messenger RNA of Laccaria bicolor S238N-H82, 231 nucleotides long. Its product is annotated as 60S ribosomal protein L38. Gene Ontology annotation, cellular component: ribosome; cytosolic large ribosomal subunit. The record is from RefSeq and is a predicted model, not a curated record. The annotation marks the transcript as partial. Gene Ontology annotation, molecular function: structural constituent of ribosome. The transcript is spliced from 3 exons. Gene Ontology annotation, biological process: protein-RNA complex assembly; translation. NCBI's taxonomy places the organism in Eukaryota, Fungi, Basidiomycota, Agaricomycetes, Agaricales, Hydnangiaceae.
CCUAAAGAAAUCCGCGACAUCAAGCAAUUCAUCAAAAUCACCCAGAGGAAGGAUGCUUCCCAGGCCCGCAUAAAGAAGAUCGCGGCAAAGGUUGCAGGCGGGAAGGUGCAGACCAAGUUCAAGAUCAGGUGUUCGCGGUAUCUCUACACAUUAUCGAUAGACGACCCAGAAAAGGCUGAGAAGCUCAAGCAAAGCUUGCCUCCCGGUCUCACUGUCGUGGAAGUUGACAAG